CCCGUCCAAAGGUCAAGUCUUCCUAAACAACGAUCCUUCCCUCCUUCCUUACGACUCACCCCCACUCGUGCAAGAACCAAAGCUCAUCCCCAUCCACCGCAAACACCCCAACAUGUCUGACACACAGUCCAACCAGAAAGCCUCUGGCUCAGCACCCAACGACACUCGGGCAGGUGCCGGCCCAUCCGCUGGAAAGAGUGCACCGGCCGAUACCGCAGCUUCGCAGCCUACCUAUAAGGCCCCGACCAAGUAUAGGUUCGCCAAGGACCAUUGGGGUUCUUAUUCCAACUUCCACUAUUCCCAUGGACUGAAGCACGAUCCUGAUGAUUUUGAGGAGGGUGACCGCAUCCUUGAGGCUUACAUCGAGGCUGAGCGCAUCGAACAUGGGGAUCUCGCUUAUGCGGAUAGGAAAGUGUUGAACAGGCCCUGAGGGUGGGGAACCACUCAACUUCGAUGGCUGGGACAAUAAGGUAAAGUUUGAAAUGAGUAUGGAGUGCAUGGGGGGAGUAGCAUUCACGAGGACAUUUUUUCCAGAAGGUACUACGCGCGGAAGUCCGAUGGAGAUGCCAAGUGAGGCAAACAUGUAUCGCAUGGCUCGGGAGAUGUAUGGUGUCAUAAAUUGCCCCAUAAACAACAUGAAUAGGCGGC
Molecule: messenger RNA, 648 nt
Organism: Diaporthe batatas
Lineage: Eukaryota; Fungi; Ascomycota; Sordariomycetes; Diaporthales; Diaporthaceae
Exons: 2
Coding region: 113-430 (105 amino acids)
Source: RefSeq, a predicted model, not a curated record